Molecule: messenger RNA, 3818 nt
Organism: Anopheles arabiensis
Lineage: Eukaryota; Metazoa; Arthropoda; Insecta; Diptera; Culicidae
Gene: mask
Product: ankyrin repeat and KH domain-containing protein mask
Exons: 9
Coding region: 200-3781 (1193 amino acids)
Biological process (GO): innate immune response
Cellular component (GO): cytoplasm
Molecular function (GO): protein binding
Source: RefSeq, a predicted model, not a curated record
AUUUCGAGCAGAACGGGGUGCGGAGCGAGAGAAAGCAAAAGGGAGAAAAUAAAAUAUGGCGAAAAAUUCUACUGGCGGUCGAAGCACGGUAGCUCCGUAUUGAAAAGCGAUUUUCUAUGGUAAAAAGUGAUUGUACUCGUACCGAACGUGUGAAAAACGCAUCGCGAAUGCGGCUUGUUUGUUGCAAGCAUAGACAACAAUGCAGAAUGCUGAACAAUCCGGAGUGAAAAACCGGGAAAAAGUUGUAAAAUCAGUGAAUCAGCAGACUUCGUCGAAAUCACAGCUGCAGCAGAGGCAGCAGCCUCCAUCAUCAUUGUCGUCGUCUUCGUUGUCUUCAUCCGCAUCAACAUCAACGGAAGGAGAAGUGGCAAAGGCAUUCGCAUCAGCUUCCCUCGGUGGAGCACCCAAAACUUCGUCAUCGCCACCGUCGAAACCAGCGAACAAUAGCAACAGCAGCAACAACAGCAGCACAAUCGGUGGUGGCAGUAGCAGCAACAGCAGCAGCAGUAGUGGUGGUGGUGUCGGCAAUAGUGGCAAGAGUGGUGUCAAAAGCAGUGGUGGUGGUGGUGGUGGAAGUGGUGCUGCUGGUGCUACUAUCGUCGCCGACGUCGUUGUUGCUGGUGCGGCUACCACUUCCUCGACUGGUUCGCCGCCAUCGUCAUCAUCAUCGGCCUUGGGUGCAGGAAAGAAUGUUGAUGACGAAACGGGAACGGUCGUAGAAGCAUCGACGCAUCCCUUGCCAACGUCGGCGGAAGCGGAAGACAACGCUGUGUCCGGGGCGCUGGGCAGGCUCACGCUUGGCCCAGCCGGCACAGCGACCGGCGCUGUACGCUCCGCGGCCUCCGUCGGGGUCGAAUCGGGUCGAUCCCAACUGGACGGUGGCAGCGUGAUUUGUAAAAACAUUUCUAAAAAUAAUGGUAAAACAAUGUCGUCAGCCCAGAGUUCCACAACGGCAACAAAGCCCUCUUCUGCACCAUCGCACGCCCCAGGCGCUGCUGGACGAGAUGGUAGCAGCGGCGGCAAGCAAACUAACACCAACAACAGCGAUGGCGAUGGGGGUAAAACCGCAGGAGGCGUAGGAGGAGGUACCGGAAAUACGGCCGCAGCGUCGAAGCCGGUUACCGCCGCUGCAGGUGCGCCUCCUGGCCAGAGCGCUCACAACAUCAACAGCAAACCAUCAGCGACCAGCAACAGCUCGUCUCCCGCCAAGUCGGAUACCGAGACCUUCUCCGAGAUACAGCCUCGCGUGUCGGACUCGUCAGAGUCAGAAGAGGAAUCGGUGUCGGAGAUUUUGCUGGCUUGCCUAUGUCUAAGGCCAGAUCUGCUGGUUGACGACUUCGCACUAGAUCAGCAAUCGAUCGAAAUUCCGGAAACGGAAUGUUCCGACAGCUGCGAGAAUGAUGUCGAUAUGGAUGAGUCGGACAGUUGCGACAACGAUGCCGACGAUAAUGAAGAUUCCGACGAAGAGGACGAAGAUGACGAUGACAUGGUUCAUAGUACGGUACCCGGAAAGUUUCUCUUAGAGAACGAUGACGAUACCGACCAUGAACGAGACGAAGCAGCGCAUGCAUUGACGCGAAUGAAAUCCAGCGAUGGCAGUCCAAGGGAUAAGAAUUUGCUAUCGCGUUCGCUGAUUGCGGCCUGCACUGAUAACGACGUAAACACUGUCCGGCGACUGCUUGUCGAGGGAAAUUCGCUGAACGAAGCGACCGAAGAGGGCGAUUCUUUGCUAUCGUUGGCGUGUUCCGCCGGCUACUACGAACUGGCCCAGGUACUGCUGGCAAUGUCUGCACAGGUUGAUGAUCGUGGCCAAAAGAACGACUGCACACCGCUGAUGGAAGCUGCGUCGGCUGGUCACGUUGAUAUCAUUGAGCUGUUGUUCAAGCACGGUGCAGACGUGAAUGCGCAGUCUUCCACCGGCAACACACCACUCAUGUACGCCUGUGCCGGGGGUCACGAGAAAGCGGUGAAGUUGUUGUUGGAUCACGGUGCCAAGGUGGAGGACCAUAACGAAAAUGGUCACACCCCACUGAUGGAAGCCGCCUCUGCUGGUCAUGUUGGAGUGGCUAAGAUCCUGCUGGAACAUGGUGCCGGAAUUAACACCCAUUCGAAUGAGUUUAAGGAGAGUGCACUGACCCUCGCCUGCUACAAGGGCCAUCUAGAUAUGGUGCGCUACCUUCUGGAGGCUGGGGCAGAUCAGGAGCAUAAGACCGACGAAAUGCACACGGCUCUGAUGGAAGCGUCCAUGGAUGGGCACGUGGAAGUAGCGCGGCUGCUGCUGGACUCGGGGGCACAGGUCAAUAUGCCGACGGACUCAUUCGAAUCUCCGCUCACGCUGGCAGCGUGUGGCGGACAUGUCGAUCUGGCCAUGCUGCUAAUCGAUCGCGGAGCCAACAUCGAGGAAGUGAACGAUGAAGGCUACACUCCGCUGAUGGAAGCCGCACGUGAGGGUCAUGAGGAAAUGGUGGCAUUAUUGCUACAACAGAAUGCGCAGAUCAAUGCUCAAACUGAAGAAACUCAGGAGACGGCUCUUACGCUAGCGUGCUGCGGAGGCUUCAUCGAAGUGGCCGAGUAUCUCAUCAAGAAUGGUGCAGAUAUCGAGCUCGGUGCAUCGACGCCGCUAAUGGAAGCUGCCCAGGAGGGUCACAUCGAUCUGGUGCGCUUUCUGCUGCAGCACGGUGCAAACGUACACGCCCAGACGCAGACGGGCGAUACCGCGCUGACGUACGCGUGCGAGAACGGCCAUACGGAAGUGGCGGACAUCCUGCUGAAUUACGGUGCCGAGCUGGAGCACGAAUCCGAGGGUGGCCGCACGCCGCUAAUGAAAGCCUGUCGGGCCGGUCACUGGUGCAUUGUGAAGUUCCUGAUUGAAAGGGGAGCGGAUGUGAAUCGCCACACCACCAACAACGACCACACGCCACUAUCGCUCGCUUGCACCGGCGGUCACCAGAAUGUUGUGGAACUGCUGCUGAAGAACGGUGCAGAUCCGUUCCAUCGGCUGAAGGACAGCAGCACCAUGCUGAUCGAAGCGGCGAAGGGUGGCCACAUAGGAGUGGUUCAGCUGCUGCUCGAUUUUCCUCACUCAUUGAUGAACGCUAAUGCUGCCCAGCAGCAGAACAUACUCAGCAGCGGUCAGAUGCAGCAACUGCAGCAACAGCAGCAGGUGCACCAGCAACAGUUGCAGCAGCAACAUCAGCAGGCGGCACAGCAGUUGAUCAUUACGCAGAACCACCAGCAGCAGCAUCAACUGCAGCAAGCUCAACAGCAGCAGCAGCAGCAGCAACAACAGCAGCAGCAGCAACAGCAGCAACAGCAACUGCUAGCGGGUCCACCCGGGCUGCGCGAGGUUCCUGAAGCAAUCCGAGUAAGCAACAAACAGAUUUUCCAACUGCCAAGCAAGGAAAUGCUCGAACAGCAGCAGCAGGUGCAAGCGCAGGGACAACCGCAACAGCAGUCUCAGCAGGCAACGCUGCAGCAGCAGCAGCAGUUGCAGCAACACCAGCAAUUGCUUGCCAACAGCCAUCAGCUGAUCAAUCAGGCAAACAUGCUGCUGGACAGCAGCGGCAACGAUACUUCCGUACUGGCACAACAUCUGCUGGAAAUUCAGGACUCUUCAAUAUCGAAGGACAGCUUUUUCGAGGAUUUGCGCAAUGGCUUUCGCACGCGGGCCCGCCGCAUGAACACCGUUCGGCGGGGUCUGCUACCUCCUCGGCAAUACCACCCGUUGCUGGACAGCAACAGCAGCAACACGAUCAGGCCGCUGUCGCGCAGCAACAGUUGAUACAAUACUUGCACCAACAUCAGCAGCAGGCGCAGCA